CAGGUGAGUCCUCUCGUAGUCACUACCACAGUUCAUACUCAUCACUCAGUCAAGUGGAACGGUCCUAAUUUCAUCCUCUCUCCGGGACUCUCUACUUCCUCACCCUUUAGUCACAACCUCAUAAGACAGGCAGUUCCACCCCCCUCCAUCCCUCUGUUACUUUUUUUAAUCAAAUUUUCAACAACACAAAAACCACAUCAUACAAAACCCAACAACAACAGACAGAAACCAUUUAAAUAAAGAUAAAAUAAGAUUAGAUGUUUCUUUAUCAUGCUUAAUCACCUGCAGUCAGUGGCCAGGCAGAUCUCAGCUCCGUGAGGAUUGGAUGCACCGUGGAGUGGGCGGGGCCUGCUCUGAUGCAUCACACACGUACCAGCACAGCAGGACAGAUCCUCUCUCUCCCACUCUCCCUCCCCCUUUCUCCACCUCUCGGUCUGCCUUUCAUACAUACGCCAGAGCGCAGACUGCAGCAGAACGCAGGGCCAGUGGGAUUUUCCUCCUCGUACUGGAACAGCUGAGAAACCAGAGAGACAGUCACCCCGCUGAGGAGGAGAGAGACGUUAUGCAUGGAGGAUCCACUGAGGAGUACCUGACCCACAAGCUGCCGAUCGUGUAGGUUUGCAUCUGGCUCUCAGAAGCAGUUGUGUGGACUCCUACACGCACCCAUCCCUCCUUUGGGACCGGCCCACUCCCUCCUCAUUUAAGGAUAGGAUGCUCUGCGCCCUUGUGCUGAGGAGGCGUCUGCGGGCAACAGUAUGGGCGCUGUGCUAGCCGGCACCCCCUCCACCACCGAUCUGCCACCACCACGCUGCCCCACCGAGACGGGCGCUUCCCCCAGCCCCGCUGAUGGGCGAAGACACUGACGCCACCCCGACGCUCAACCACCGCGGCUUCCUCCCCGACCACAACUAUGUGACUGAAGGGCUGCUCCUGGCUAUAGCCUGAAGAGCUCCGCCCAUCCUGUCCACCCCUCUCCACCCUGGAGUCUUCCCCCAGGAUGUUGAGCCCCAUCCAGGUCCUGUGCUCCGACAUCACUACCCUUUCUCUGGAGCCCGAGCCGUUUGCCUCUUACACUGAAGCUGAUAUCAUCUCCACUGUUGAGUUCAACCACACUGGAGAGCUCCUGGCCACAGGGGACAAAGGGGGCCGAGUGGUCAUCUUUCAGAGGGAACCGGAGAGCAAGUCUGAGCCCUUCUCCCAGGGAGAGUACAAUGUCUACAGCACCUUCCAGAGCCAUGAGCCCGAGUUCGACUACCUUAAGAGUCUGGAGAUCGAGGAGAAGAUCAAUAAGAUCCGAUGGCUGCCUCAGCAGAACGCUGCACACUUCCUCCUCUCCACCAAUGAUAAGACCAUUAAGUUGUGGAAGGUGAGUGAAAGAGACAAACGGCCCGAGGGGUACAACCUGAAGGAUGAGGAGGGUCACAUCAAGGACAUGUCCACCGUCACCUCCCUACAGGUGCCGGUGCUGAUGCCAAUGGACCUGAUGGUGGAGGUGAGCCCGCGCCGAGUGUUUGCCAACGCCCACACCUACCACGUCAACUCCAUCUCCGUCAACUCCGACUAUGAGACCUACAUGUCAGCUGAUGACCUGAGGAUCAAUCUCUGGCAUCUGGACAUCACCGACCGCAGCUUCAACAUCGUGGACAUCAAACCAACCAACAUGGAGGAUCUGACAGAGGUGAUCACAGCGGCUGAGUUUCACCCUCACCACUGUAACCUGUUUGUCUACAGCAGCAGCAAAGGCACGCUGCGCCUCUGUGACAUGAGGGAAGCAGCGCUGUGCGACAAACACUCCAAACUGUUCGAGGAGCCCGAGGACCCGAGCGCCCGCUCCUUCUUCUCUGAGAUCAUCUCCUCCGUGUCGGACGUUAAGUUCAGCCACAGCGGUCGCUACCUGCUCACCAGAGACUACCUGACUGCCAAAGUCUGGGACCUCAAUAUGGAGAGCAAGCCCCUGGAGACGUACCAGGUUCACGAUUACCUCCGCAGCAAGUUGUGUUCCCUUUAUGAAAACGACUGCAUCUUUGACAAGUUUGAGUGCGCCUGGAACGGCUCGGACAGUGUGAUCAUGACUGGAGCCUACAACAACUUCUUCCGCAUGUUCGACCGCAACACCAAACGGGACGUGACCCUGGAGGCGUCGCGGGAGAGCAGCAAACCCCGAGCUGUCCUGAAGCCACGGAGGGUGUGUGCCGCUGGGGGAAAGCGCCGGAAGGACGACAUCAGCGUGGACAGCCUGGACUUCACCAAGAAGAUCCUCCACACGGCCUGGCACCCGACUGAGAACAUCAUCGCCAUCGCCGCCACCAACAACCUGUACAUCUUCCAGGACAAACUCAACUCUGAGCUGCAUUAAUGAAGGGAUCACAGUGGUGGACACAAACAAGUUUACACCUGAACACAUAGCUAUGCCAGAAUGUACACAUUUACGGACAUACGCACGCAGAAAUAUGCCUAACACACACACAAUCAGAAAACACACACACACACAGACACAUCUAGGUCUACUUUUCACCACACUCCCUCACCUCCUCCCCAGCCUCCCAGAACUGAAAGGACCUAGAAAGGGCUAGAAAGGGAACAUUCUGGAUUACGGAUGAUGGAUUAUGGAUUUGCAAAAUUGUCCGAACUGUGGAUUUCUUGAUUGUUAACCUCUGGAUUGUGCUUGAUUGCUACAAUUGAUAAACCCCCUCAGAUUGGAGAGACGUUUACAUAUGUGUCGUUUAUUUUUUGUUUUGUUCUCUGUGGCUCUUUUGCUUUCUCCACCUCCUCCUCCUCUCCCUCCUGUAUUUGUGUGCUCGAGCGAAGCCUAUUCUUAUCCCAUGCCCACUGUUUGUGGUUGUCAACCAGUGGCACUGAUGAAAAUUGGGGCAUUUAUGUAACUGGCUGUUUGUUUGAUCCAAAUCAGCCACCCCUCUGCUGUUUUUGUAACUUCUUCUCAAAUUAUGUUUACGAUGGUAAUUCUGAUGACAAUGACGAUUUAAACUGAUACAUGUAAUGUGCAAGGAUGAAUUCAGGACCCUCUACUUAACCCAAGUGCACCCAGACGCCUGUGAGCUCAACUGGACCUCGUUCAGCGAGGUGGAAUAUUUGCAGUGCUGCAGAUUGAAGCAAAAGUCACACCAUGGCCUAAUAUGAGGACACACACUCAUAUCCCUUCCACACAGUACGUUUCAGUCAUUAAUGUUGUCUCUGGCCUUUCAACUUCUCUGAUUGUGGAUUCUGCUUCUGGCCUGGGGCUACGUUGUGUGCUACUUUGCCGUUAAAAUACAACUCGCAAAAAAAAAAAAAAAAAAAAA
Molecule: messenger RNA, 3299 nt
Organism: Cyclopterus lumpus (lumpfish)
Lineage: Eukaryota; Metazoa; Chordata; Actinopteri; Perciformes; Cyclopteridae
Product: serine/threonine-protein phosphatase 2A 55 kDa regulatory subunit B gamma isoform
Exons: 11
Coding region: 998-2356 (452 amino acids)
Biological process (GO): peptidyl-serine dephosphorylation
Cellular component (GO): cytosol; protein phosphatase type 2A complex
Molecular function (GO): protein binding; protein phosphatase regulator activity
Source: RefSeq, a predicted model, not a curated record